CUGUUCCGGAGACCCGGGUUCUGGCCUAGGCACCCCCAGCAGAGGGAGCCGUGUGGUCACGGAGAAGUGGCUGCCCUUCUGUGGGUCUCACUCUGGGUGCCUGCUCUAAUGGGGCGCACCUGUGUUUCUCGCCCUUCAUUUUAGUACACUCUAGUUCCCUGGUCCCAGGCCCUGGUGGUGUUGCUGAUGGUAGAUCGUUUGGUGCUUAUUACAACCGGCAACCCUGCUAUGUUCAUUUUACAGAGCCCGGCUCCAGUGCCCAGACCCAAGUCCCCCACUGCUCAAUGGACACCCCCAGCCCAGACCCGUGGCCUUCGCCUUUGCCUGAGGAAGAAGAGAAACCUCUGGCUUUACCGCCUCCUGUUCCCCGGGGCCGCCGAGGCCGAAGUCUUGGGGGGGCCACCUCCUCCCACCGGACGCUCAAGGCCUCCCUCCCGCGUAAGCGGGGCCGCCCCGCCAAGUCAGAGCAGGAGCCCCCCCUGGCACAGGGGGUGAGCGCCCCUGUGGGCAGCGGCGAUAGCAGUGACCUCCUGCUGAUCGAUGAUCAGGGUGUGCCCUACACGGUCUCCGAAGGGUCAGUGGCCGGCGGGCCCGAGAGCUCCGGCCCCGGCCCUAAGAAGGCGCCGCACUUCUGCCCGGUGUGCCUUCGGGCCUUCCCCUACCUCUCCGACCUGGAGCGUCACAGCAUCUCACACUCAGAGCUGAAGCCGCAUGAGUGCAAGGAUUGCGGCAAGACCUUCAAGCGGUCCAGCCACCUGCGGCGGCACUGCAACAUCCAUGCGGGCCUGCGGCCCUUCCGCUGCCCGCUCUGCCCCCGCCGCUUUCGAGAGGCAGGCGAGCUGGCCCACCACCACCGCGUCCACUCCGGCGAGCGCCCCUACCAGUGCCCGGUGUGCCGGCUGCGCUUCAUGGAGACCAACACGCUCCGGCGCCACGCCAAACGCAAGCACCCCGAGGCCAUGGAGGCACCUCUGUGUCCUGCGGACCCAGAGCCUGAAGCGCAGUGGGACGACGACGGUAUCCCGGCCACGGCAGGGGCCGACGACGACGAGGAAGAGCUGGAGGGGAAAGAGCUGGCCUGACCCACACCCCCGGCCACCGCUUCCCGGGCCAGGUUUAGAGCUUGGUGUGCCGUGGGCGUGGGGCCUGGGCAGCGAGGCCGGGACACCUUGUCUGGUGGUCUUCCCAUUGUGGGAGUGGGCUGAGGGUGCAGACCUCAACUUCUGGAUCUUGCUGCCUUCUACCACCCUCCCCCGGACUGACAGGCCUGUGGAGGCAGGGACUGUGGAAAUAAAUCUCUGCCUACUGCC
Bubalus bubalis (water buffalo) is the source of this 1310-nucleotide messenger RNA. RefSeq names its product zinc finger protein 524 (gene ZNF524). The record is from RefSeq and is a predicted model, not a curated record. NCBI's taxonomy places the organism in Eukaryota, Metazoa, Chordata, Mammalia, Artiodactyla, Bovidae. Gene Ontology annotation, biological process: regulation of transcription by RNA polymerase II. Gene Ontology annotation, cellular component: nucleus. Bases 285 to 1082 code for a protein of 265 amino acids. The transcript has 2 exons. Gene Ontology annotation, molecular function: RNA polymerase II cis-regulatory region sequence-specific DNA binding; DNA-binding transcription factor activity, RNA polymerase II-specific.